Messenger RNA from Saprolegnia diclina VS20, 1032 nucleotides. RefSeq lists its product as hypothetical. The record is from RefSeq and is a predicted model, not a curated record. Gene Ontology annotation, cellular component: membrane. NCBI's taxonomy places the organism in Eukaryota, Oomycota, Saprolegniomycetes, Saprolegniales, Saprolegniaceae. The coding region runs from base 1 to 1032 and encodes 343 amino acids. The transcript has 3 exons. Gene Ontology annotation, biological process: transmembrane transport. Gene Ontology annotation, molecular function: transmembrane transporter activity.
AUGGUCGUCGGUCGGCUCGUGCUCUCGGGCGGCUUUGCCUUUGUGCCCGCCAUCAUCCUCACGACCGCCUCGUACUUUGUCGAUGAGCCACAAUGGCACCUCGCCCUUGCGCUCGCUGGCGCCGCGCUCGUUGUCUAUGGCACGCUCGUGCUCAUCGCGACGGGGCGCAACACGGACUGGGUGCGCGCGGCGGCGAUUGAGAACGGCGGCGACUGCAGCCUCGCCGAGACGCGCGAGGUCGGCCAAGUGCUCCGUCUCUCGCCCUACUUUGGGUUUCUCAUCGUGUUUUGGGCCGUGUACAGCCAGCAGACAAUGAACUUCAUCUUGCAAGGCUGCCAAAUGGACCUCCGCGUCGGCGAGACCCAAGUGUCGUCGGCGAUGCUGUCGAUGUUCGACUCGAUCGUCAUCCUCGUCUUUGUACCCGUCUUCAACCAGUGCUUGUACCCGGCGAUCGAGCGCUGUGGCGUCCGGCUUACCAUUCUGCGCAAGAUGGGUGCCGGCUUGGUGGUUGCUGCGCUCUGCAUGGUGGUUGCCGGCGCCAUCGAAGUCGCCCGGAAGGAAUCGCCGUUGCUCGAGGGACUCAGCUCCAACUGCGCCGACGCGUCCGAGCGACUGCCCAUGUCUGCGAUCAGCGUGUGGUGGCAGACGCCGCAGUACCUUCUUGUCGGUGUCGCCGAGAUCCUCGUGAGCAUUCCUUCGUACGACCUCUUUUACUCGGAGGUGCCCGAGUCCAUGCGCAGCGUGUGCCAAGCGCUCAACCUCCUCACGACGACGCUCGGGUCGGUCGUGGCUGGUGGCGUCAACAGCAUUUUCUCGUUUUGGGUCACAACCAACCUCAACGACGGGGCGCUCGAGCUCGUCUUUUACAUCCUCGCGGGCCUCGUGCUCCUCAAUUUGCUUGGCUUUGUCCUCGUCGCCCGCGGCUUCGAGUACCACGUGCCCGACCACUCGAAGCUCGACCUGGUCUCGGGCUACUCGCCGGCACUGCCCCGUGCGACACGUCGGUCGCGCAAGCCGUCCGGCGUAGUCUAA